AUGUCUAGUUCUCUCUCUCUCUCUUUUUCACUGUCAUUCACGCGCACAAAGCUUUCACACUCUAGAAACUCAAUGCCAAGAAUGUCGGAAUCAAAUUUUUCAAUUAAUGAUAAUAACCAUCAGAAUAUGACCUAUUGUGCAUUAUCUAGUAAUGCAAACAGGGGGAUUCUUUUAGUUGCUGUCAUGGUAGUUUUAUAUUAUCUACGUACAUAUAAGAAGAGGAAGAUAGAGAAGAAUGCAAUGUCUUUGCCUCUUAGAACUUCUUUUAAAUUGGUUUCAAAAAAUUCAAUAUCAAAAAAUAUAAGAUCAGUUCGGCAUUCAAUUAAAAUGGUUAAACUGCCUGAUAUCCUAGAACAGCAUAGACCUGCUUCUUCUCCAGAGGUCGAUUAUUCUACUUUCUCCAACUAUCACCUAUUUAAUGUCCAAAAUACUACUUUGGAUUUGAAUAUUAACUUUAAGGAGAGUUUGAUUAACGGUGCCAUUCAAUUAGAAUUGACUAGAAAAGACGUCAAGACUAACGUAGUCAACUUAGAUACAUCUUUCCUAACUAUUCACUCCAUUGAAUUGAAUAAUUCUACUGUUGUCGCUGAAGAUUUCAAACUAAACGCUAGAAUCGAACCACUAGGUUCCAAAUUAGAAAUUAGCAACAUCAAAAAGUAUAUUAACAAAGAUACUGCUUUCAAUCUGAAAUUGUCAUUCUCGACAACAAAGGAUUGUACCGCAUUACAAUGGUUGACUAAAGAGCAGACAAACUCUGACAAACCAUAUGUUUUCUCUCAAUUAGAAGCUAUCCAUGCUAGGUCUUUGUUCCCAUGUUUCGAUACCCCUUCUGUCAAAUCGACAUUCGUCGCAAAUAUCACCUCUGAACUACCAGUUGUCUUUUCUGGUAUUGAGAAAAAUGUUACCGAUAACGGUAAUGGUACCAGCACUUACAGCUUCCAACAACAAGUUCCAAUCCCAGCUUAUCUAGUGGGUAUUGCUUCCGGUAAUUUAGUCAACGCAGAAAUUGGUCCACGUUCAAAGGUCUAUUGUGAACCUUUCAGACUAGAUGACUGUAAGUGGGAAUUCUCCGGCGAUGUUGAGAAAUUCAUUAAAGCAGCUGAAAAGAUCGUCUUCCCAUACGAAUGGGGUAGUUACGAUAUUUUGGUCAAUGUCAACUCCUACCCGUAUGGUGGUAUGGAAUCUCCAAACAUGACUUUUGCCACCCCAACUUUGAUUGCCUACGAUAAAUCAAACAUUGAUGUCAUUGCUCAUGAAUUGGCUCAUUCUUGGUCAGGUAAUUUGGUUACAAACUGUUCGUGGAAUCAUUUCUGGUUGAACGAAGGUUGGACAGUUUAUUUGGAAAGAAGAAUCACUGGUGCUAUUCAUGGCGAACCAACUAGACAUUUCAGUGCUAUCAUUGGUUGGAAUGAUUUAGAAAACUCUAUCAAAGCUAUGGCCAAUCCAAACAGAUUUUCUACAUUAGUACAAGACUUAAAAGAUGGCACCGAUCCAGAUGAAGCCUUCUCUUCAGUCCCAUACGAAAAAGGUUUCAACUUAUUAUUCCAUUUAGAGAACGUUUUAGGCGGUACUGCUGAAUUUGAUCCAUUUAUUAAACACUAUUUUACUAAAUAUUCAAGAAAAUCUUUGGACACUUACCAAUUUUUAGAUACUUUAUUUGACUUUUUCGAACACAAAAGAGAUGUCCUAGAAAAUGUUGACUGGAAGACUUGGUUAUACACACCAGGUAUGCCACCAAAACCACAUUUCAUCACUACUCUAGCAAACGAUGUUUACUCCUUAGCUAACAAAUGGGUUGAAAAUGCUAAAGCUAUGAAAACUGAGGAAGAAUUGAAGGCUAUUUUUUCCAUUAAAGAUGUUGACAACUUCAAUUCUAACCAACUUGUCUUAUUAGUUGACACAUUGGUUCAAUCUGAAACUGACGACUUCAAAUGGUCGUCUUACCCAGUUGCCUCUAACGCUUUCUUAUCCGUUUACCACGAAAAGGUUGUCAAGACUAGAAACGCCGAGGUUGUUUUCAGAGUAUUUAGGUUUGAAAUCACUGCCUGCAUGGAAGAACAUUACCAAGAAUUAGCCCAUUGGUUAGCCACUGUUGGUAGAAUGAAGUUUGUUCGUCCAGGAUAUAGAUUACUAAACAGCGUCGACAGAGACCUUGCCGUCAAGACUUUCGAAAAACUGCAAAACAUUUACCAUCCAAUCUGUAAGGCUUUAGUCAAGCAAGAUUUAGGCUUAUAA
Tetrapisispora phaffii CBS 4417 is the source of this 2235-nucleotide messenger RNA. It is a transcript of the gene LAP2, whose product is annotated as bifunctional aminopeptidase/epoxide hydrolase. Gene Ontology annotation, biological process: proteolysis. The record is from RefSeq and is a predicted model, not a curated record. Gene Ontology annotation, molecular function: zinc ion binding; metallopeptidase activity; aminopeptidase activity. NCBI's taxonomy places the organism in Eukaryota, Fungi, Ascomycota, Saccharomycetes, Saccharomycetales, Saccharomycetaceae. The transcript has a single exon. Bases 1 to 2235 code for a protein of 744 amino acids. Gene Ontology annotation, cellular component: cytosol.